AUAUAUAUAUAUAUAUAUAUAUUAAGGUGGAUUAUGCGAGCUUCUACAAACUGAGUUGCAAGAUUUUCAAUUUAUUUGUUCAGUUAUAGAUUGCUAAUUAACCUCUACUCUUGAGCAAUGUUGUUUUUGUGUCUUCUAAUUGUUUUCUAUUAUUGUUUGUGCUUUUAGUAUUCAUCAUGAUGGCUUCUGUUUUUAGUGGAAAUGUAUUUCUUCUGUGAAACCUGUAGCCGAUGAUUAAAUGAAUGUCAUCAUGUAAGCAAGAUUUCAAUAGAAGUUGAAGGCAUGAGAGCUCAUUUGAGCUAAAACAAAAGAUGGAAGGGUUUCUUUUAAAGAAGAAAAAAUAUAUAAGAACUUAUUCGGUCCUUUAAGCCAACUAGUAAGGUGGGGAAUGACCCCAAACUCAGGUGGUCAAGUCCCAUAAUUCAACCCCAAACUCAGGUGGUCAAGUCACAUGAUUCAAAUCCACUCUCAAGUCUUUAACUAUAAGCGUUUGUAGAUUUGAACAGGUCUUCUGCAAAGAGAUGAAACCAGCCUGACCAACAUAUUUGCAAAGAAAUUAAACUACAGAUAAAUCAUAUUCUUAUCAAGUGAUUUCACUUGUAAAGGUGCAAGAGACUAAGAAAUUAUUCUUAUGUGUAUUUAUCUUAAAUCACUGGAUUUCUCAUGAGAAGCACUUGAUGUUGCUGUAACGUGGAUCUCCAGAAUAUAUUCCUCAUCUUGAAUAUAAUAAUACAUGUAAACAAAAAAAUAAAUACUGAGAUCUUCCACAAUUUUCUUUGAAGGAAUAAUGACCUUUAGUAGAUAUAAUAAUUAUAUAGAACCAGAGGAAUUAUACUGAGAACAUAUUCAUAUAAAUGUACAACAACUGGUGAUAAUGGAAAAUCAUGCACUUCGAUUCUUCACCUGGACUCUGUCGACUGUUGGGUCGAUCAUUAAUGUAAAUGCAGAAUACCGUAUCCGGUUCGCCAUAUAAAUCUUAGGCACAAAUUCAUCUCCAAAGAAGUUAUUUACUGGAAAACACAAGCAACAUUGAAGAUAUCUAGAUACUUAGUGACAUGAGGAGAACAAAUAAGAUUAGAAUAGACAACUAAACAGACAAUAUAUUCCCUCAUGAAGGAAGCAAGAAAACAUGAUAAGUCUCAUGAGCUUCUUAUUCUAAAUAUUCUUUUCCUCACCCAUUUUUCUCUCUCUUCGAUUAAUUUAUGCUGAACAUAAGCAAAUGAAUAUGAUUACCAAGAGUGCAUGCAUAUUGUCUUCUUUAUCGAAUAUAUAUAUUUAAAGCUUCUUGGACUAAAAACACAUAUACAAUAAUGCAUGGAUUACUACAAAACAUUCGAUCUCAAUAGACGAGGGAUCAUUACCCAUCAGAACACACAUAAUAUAUGUAUAUAAAAAUCUUUUUGAAUGCCAUACAUACUCCUCUGUGUUCUAGCAUCAUAUUUUUCUUCACUGAUCAUUAUCAGAUGUUCAGAUGUUUGUUAUAAUGAUUUUGACAGUGCCGUUGCUAGUUACUACAACUAGCUAAUAACAUCCUCAAUUCCUCAGCAUGGUUAAAAUAUUUUGACACGUAAAACGUGGCAGACUGAAAAUUGCUGCACCAUGCAAUUGUUUAGAUUCUAAUUCCCCAUCCAGGUAGAAUUAUUGAGGUUAAGCAUCUUUAUCCUGAGAUUUUAGUUCCACCUCUCUCUAUUAUUGUCGUAUUAUUCCUUCUCUAUAAAUCAUAUCCGGACUAGGCAGACAUUCUUCCCCUACUUGCACCUGUGACAUAGCGUUGUACCGUUGUAUUUAAAUUUGUGUCCUUCCUUACAUUUCAUCUCCAAAACGGACACGCUUCCUAGAAUUUCAGGUGCUAAACUGAUAAGCAGUCUUUGUUCCUCUGGCUUCAGCUGUUCUUCCUAAUUGAAGCCUCAUUUCGCUCCGAAAAACUUUGUUUUUUUAGCAUAAAAGCACUUCAAGUACUGGUUUUACAGGCGAAUUUACUUGAGGGACUCAAGCUAAUAUCAUUCAACAAUACGGGAGACUUGAAGCAAGAGGGGUGACAGAUUUCAAAGUUUUUCUAUACUUCAUUGGAGAAUGCAUGGAAAAAAGGGUAGUAUAGAGAUAAACAUUCUGCCGGCUACCAAAACCAAACAGCCUGAAUUUGGCAAGAAAUUCGACAAUAAAGCCUUGUCCUGCAAGGCGUGGAUAUGGAGUGUGUGGGAAUUUUGCAAAGAAGACACCAACAGAGUAAAAUUUGCAUUCAAAGUGGGCAUAGCUGUUCUUCUCGUGUCUCUGCUUAUCCUAGUCCAAGCACCUUAUGAAAUAUUUGGCACAAAUAUUAUCUGGUCCAUCCUCACUGUUGCCAUCAUGUUCGAAUAUACAGUUGGUGCAACAUUCAAUCGAGGAUUCAACCGAGCACUUGGAAGCCUGCUCGCAGGAAUCUUGGCUAUUGCAGUGGCUCAAUUAGCACUUCGCAGUGGUCGGAUUGCAGAGCCUAUUAUAAUAGGCAUCAGCAUCUUUUUCAUUGGGACCAUCACAUCAUUUAUGAAAUUAUGGCCAUCACUUGUGCCGUACGAGUAUGGAUUCAGGGUGAUACUCUUCACCUUCUGCUUGAUCAUAGUUUCAGGAUACCGGAUGGGAAACCCAAUUAGAACUGCCAUGGAUCGGCUCUACUCAAUCGCCAUUGGAGGUUUUGUCGCAGUACUAGUGAAUGUGCUGGUAUUUCCAAUAUGGGCUGGGGAGCAAUUACACAAAGAGCUAGUCAAAUGCUUCGACUCUGUAGCUGACUCACUUGAAGAAUGUGUGAAGAAAUAUUUAGAAGAUGAUGGGUUAGAUCAUCCCGAGUUCUCCAAGACAAUUAUGGAUGAGUUCCCAGAUGAGCCUGCGUAUCAGAGAUGCAAAACUACACUAAACUCAUCAGCGAAACUUGAGACUUUGGCUAACUCAGCAAAAUGGGAGCCUCCACAUGGCAGGUUCCGACACUUCUUCUAUCCUUGGUCGGAGUAUGUUAAAGUAGUAGUAGUUCUACGGUAUUGUGCUUACGAGGUUAUGGCACUUCACGGUGUUCUCCACUCUGAGAUUCAGGCACCUUUCAACCUUCGAAUCACAUUCCAAUCAGAGAUUCAAGAUGCAACAAAACAGGCGGCAGAGAUAAUGAGGAGAUUAGGCAAAGACAUUGGUGACAUGAAGCGAAGCCUCAAAACCAGCAUACUGAAGAAGGUCCAUAGCUCCACCGAGCGACUCCAACGUGCCAUAGACAUGCAUUCCUAUCUUCUCACCUCAAACUAUGAUCCUCAUGAUAACAUUAGCAAGCCACUUCCAAGCCUGUCUCACACCCUUUCAUCAAACCUCUAUGACCUUUCAAACCAAUCGCCUGAUUUUGACAGUAAUAGUGUUGAAAAGAAUUUGAACCCUAUCGCCCAAAACAUGCCUUCUGGGACUCUCCCACCUGCACAGGCAGAGUCUUACCAUGAGAUGAUGAGGAAGCAAUCAAGAAGGUUACAUUCAUGGCCGUCAAGGGAGGUGGAUGCAUUUGAAGAAGAUGGAAACCUUGGAACAGAUUUUCUACCAAGGAUGAGGGCACUGGAAAGCACUGCAGCUCUUUCACUUGCAACCUUCACUUCCUUGCUCAUUGAGUUCGUGGCUCGGCUUGAUCAUUUGGUUGAAGCAGUUGAUGAGCUCUCAAAGAAGGCUAAAUUCAAGCAUGAGAAUGCAUAGCUGAUUAAAUUUGUAUGGCAGUAAUGUAGAAUUUCCUGGGUGUGGCUCUAAGGAUGUUUACAUCACAGAAAAAUAAAAUUUACAUUUACCUACCGUUGUCUGAUAGGUAUUUGAACCUAUUUCCUUUUCCCUUGUUUUUUUGCUGGAUCAAAAGAUCAAAACUCAAAACAAAAGAGUUGAAAAUUUAAGGCAUCAAAUAGGCUUCGUCCUUUAAAAAAUAAAAACCAUUACAAUGGGAAUGAUAACGACCUCCCCAUACUAGUGUUUCAUAAAAACCAUUACAAUGGAGAUAAUAAGGAUCCCUCCAUACCAGUGUUUUAUGGGCUCUAAAGAGUUCAGGCCCAAACUCCACCCUAACAGUUCAACGGGCCUAACCCGAAUCCAUUGACGCAUGCACCCAUGGACCCUAACAGUUCAACAGGCCCAACCCGAAUCCAUUGGCGCAUGCACCCAUGGACCGACUGUAAUCCAACAGGCCUCCAUAAUACCAAAAACUUAUUGGACAUGUUAAAGAGUGGCAUUGCCCUCCUUAUAAACAACACUUAACUCCUCUAUCUUUCCAAUGUGGGAGUUUCUAUCAGGGGAUGAAGUUC
Tripterygium wilfordii is the source of this 4289-nucleotide messenger RNA. Its product is annotated as aluminum-activated malate transporter 9-like. Lineage: Eukaryota; Viridiplantae; Streptophyta; Magnoliopsida; Celastrales; Celastraceae. The coding region runs from base 2074 to 3696 and encodes 540 amino acids. Gene Ontology annotation, biological process: malate transport. The record is from RefSeq and is a predicted model, not a curated record. The transcript is spliced from 6 exons. Gene Ontology annotation, cellular component: plant-type vacuole membrane.